AUGGUGAGGAAAAGCGCCCAGGUCAUUAUCAAUGCAAUAGUGUCCGACUUACUAGCAAAAUUACGUGGAGCAGCACACUGCCAAACAAAUGGUUGUGAGUUCUAUCAGUUUGUAAGGCAGAAUGUUCUUCUUGCUAAUUUGAUAGAAGAUAAGAUAGAGGCAGAAGGCAAGGCGCAGACAGAAGAUAAGGUAGAGACAGACGGCAAGGUGCAGACAGAAGAUAAGAUAAAAGUAGAGACAGAAGGCAAGGCGCAGACAGAAGAUAAGGUAGAGACAAAAGGUAAGGUGGAGACAGAAGCUAAGGUAGAGACAGAAGGCAAGGUGCAGACAGAAGAUAAGUUAGAGACAGAAGGCAGGGUACAGACAGAAGAUAAGGUAGAGACAAAAGGUAAGGUGGAGACAGAAGAUAAGGUAGAGACAGAAGAUAAGGUAGAGGCAGAAGGUAAGGUGGAGACAGAAAAUAAGGUAGAGACAGAAGGCAAGGUGCAGACAGAAGAUAAGGUAGAGACAGAAGGUAAGGUGCAGACAGAAGAUAAGGUAGAGACAAAAGGUAAGGUGCAGACAGAAGAUAAGGUAGAGACAGAAGGUAAGGUGCAGACAGAAGAUAAGGUAGAGACAGAAGGUAAGGUGCAGACAGAAGAUAAGGUAGAGGCAGAAGAGACAGAAGGCAAGGCGCAGACAGAAGAUAAGGUAGAGGCAGAAGGUAAGGUGGAGACAGAAAAUAAGGUAGAGACAGAAGGCAAGGUGCAGACAGAAGAUAAGGUAGAGACAGAAGGCAAGGCGCAGACAGAAGAUAAGGUAGAGACAGAAGGCAGGGUGCAGACAGAAGAUAAGGUAGAGGCAGAAGGCAAGGCGCAGACAGAAGAUAAGGUAGAGACAGAAGGCAGGGUGCAGACAGAAGAUAAGGAAGAGACAGAAAGCAGGGUACAGACAGAAGAUAAGGUAGAGACAGAAGGUAAGGUGGAGACAGAAGAUAAGGUAGAGACAGAAGGUAAGGUGCAGACAGAAGAUAAAGUAGAGACAGAAGGCAAGACGCAGACAGAAGAUAAGGUAGAGGCAGAAGGUAAGGUGGAGACAGAAAAUAAGGUAGAGACAGAAGGCAAGGUGCAGACAGAAGAUAAGGUAGACACAGAAGGCAAGGCGCAGACAGAAGAUAAGGUAGAGACAGAAGGCAAGGUGCAGACAGAAGAUAAGAUAGAGGCAGAAGGCAAGGCGCAGACAGAAGAUAAGGUAGAGACAGAAGGCAAGGUGCAGACAGACGAUAAGGUAGAGACAGAAGGCAAGGUGGAGACAGAAGAUAAGGCAGAGACAGAAGGUAAGGUGGAGACAGAAGAUAAGGUAGAGACAGAAGGCAAGAUUGAGACAGAGAAUAAGGUAGAGACAGAAGGCAAGGUAAAGACAGAAGAUAAGGUAGAGUCAGAAGGCAAGGUACAAACAGAAGAUAAGGUAGAGACAGAAGGUAAGGCGCAGACAGAAGAUAAGAGAGAGACAGAAGGCAAGGUGGAGACUGAAGAUAAGGUACAGACAGGAAAGGUAGAGACAAAAGGCAAUGUGGAGGCAGAAUAUUAG
Mercenaria mercenaria is the source of this 1569-nucleotide messenger RNA. Its product is annotated as sodium/potassium/calcium exchanger 1-like. Bases 1 to 1569 code for a protein of 522 amino acids. The transcript has 6 exons. Lineage: Eukaryota; Metazoa; Mollusca; Bivalvia; Venerida; Veneridae. The record is from RefSeq and is a predicted model, not a curated record.